Molecule: messenger RNA, 1080 nt
Organism: Agrilus planipennis (emerald ash borer)
Lineage: Eukaryota; Metazoa; Arthropoda; Insecta; Coleoptera; Buprestidae
Product: retinal rod rhodopsin-sensitive cGMP 3',5'-cyclic phosphodiesterase subunit delta
Exons: 3
Coding region: 340-798 (152 amino acids)
Biological process (GO): sensory perception of light stimulus
Cellular component (GO): cytoplasm
Source: RefSeq, a predicted model, not a curated record
CUUGACAAGGUCAAAUAGAACGUGACUUCACAAGAAUAACGUUUAAUUCGUGUCUGUUCGUGUCACAAGUGUUGGGUGGUCGAUGUACUCGGAUUCUGUAAAUGAUGUAUGUUAAGUUCAGUAUGAUGUGAGUACUUAUUUUGGUGUUAAUAUUCAAAACAUGCAAAGUAAUUUACAUUAAUUGUUUAAUCGACGCUCAUAUACAAUGUUCAUUGUUAAACUUUAAAGGAAAUGAAACAGUUUAAUAAAAUGUGAAUCAUUAUUCAUUUUGAGGCAGUUUGAAGGUGUAUUUUAAAACCUUACAAGAAAACAACGAAGUUUUUCUAUACUUUAGAAAUAAUGACUGAAGAACAACCAGCAACUAAGGCAGAAAAUAUACUUAAAGGAUUCCAAGUUAAUUGGAUUUGUCUUCGAGAUGCAGAUGGAGGUAAAAUUUUCUGGCAAGGCUCUGAAGAUUUAAGUUUACCUGAUGUAGAACAUGAAGCCAGAGUUCCUAAGUCUAUUUUAAAAUGUCGUGCAGUUACAAGGCAGUUUAACUUCAGUUCUAAAGAAGCUAUAGAAAAGUUCAGGUUAGAACAGAAAGUUCUUUUUAAAGGCAGGUGUCUUGAAGAAUGGUAUUUUGAAUUCGGUUUUGUUAUGCCAGAAUCAACAAAUACUUGGGAAUCCAUAAUGGAGGCAGCUCCUGAGUCCCAAAUGAUGCCUGCCUCUGUCCUUAAUGGCAAUGUUGUUAUAGAAACGAAGUUUUACGACGAUGAUUUGCUCAUCUGUAUAUCGAGAGUGAGACUGUUUUACAUUUAAUAUGUUAAAAGUAUUAUGUAUUUGCAUUUUGAAAGUAUUUUAUGCAUUUAAUGUAUCAUAUACUCUCUCGUACACUAUUAAUACACUCAAAUAAUUUACUAUUAUAAGUAUUUAUUAAAUAAUAUUAAGAUCAAAUAUAUUGUAUGUAUGUAAUGCACAUUGAUUUUUCUUUAUUUGUACUCGGCUGUCUCUUAAAAAAGAUAAGAGUAAGAAUUAUAGGGGAAAUUACUUUGACAAAUAUAGUGGCUACAAAAUCUACGAAGAAAUCCCUGGGGAAUAGAU